CUCCGCCUAUAAAAUCUCCCAUCAGGUGUUGUAAUUCUCAACCAACCAACCAACCAAAAAACACAAGAAGAAGAAGGAGAGAGAGAGAGAUCCAUAUAUACCAAGAAAAGCAUCUCUCUGGUUUCUUGAUCUUGUCUGAAAAUGGAAAAUUUCGGCGACGAGUACAAGAACUACUGGGAAACCACAAUGUUCUUCCAGAACGAAGAACUCGAAUACGACAGUUGGGCGUUCGAGGAGGCGCUGUCGGGAUCAGGGGAGUCCAGUUCGCCGGACGGAGCAGCCACUUCGCCGGCGUCGAAGAAUGUCCUGUCGGAGAGGAACAGACGCCACCGCCUCAACCAGAGACUCCUCGCUCUCCGAUCUGUCGUCCCCAACAUCAGCAAGUUGGACAAGGCAUCGGUGAUAAGAGAUUCGAUAGCAUACAUCGAAGAACUGCGGGAGCAGGAGAAGAGGCUUGAAGCGGAGAUAAGAGAACUCGAGUCAUUAGCCUCCUCUUAUAGAAACCCCACAAAUGGUUAUAACGAUAAUUACGCUCUUAGUUAUCAAUAUCAUCAAGAGCUUCUUCCCUCGGGGAAGACCAAAGCACGCUCCUCUCCCAUCGAAAUCCUAGAAUUGAAGGUGACGUGCAUGGGAGAGAAGACGGGAGUGGUGUGCAUAACAUGCAGCAAGAAGAGGGACACAAUGGUCAGACUAUGCGAAGUCUUCGAGUCUCUGAACCUCAAAAUCAUCACAGCCAACAUCUCUUCCUUCUCCGGUCGCCUCUCCAACACUCUCUUCCUCGAGGUGGAGGAAGAAGAGGGAGCUAUACUGGAGGCCAAGAUCCACACAGCCAUUGCAGCUUUCAAUGAUUCUCGCUAUGGCAGUCCUAUGAGCUUCUGAUCCACAGAGAGAGUAUCCGUGUAAUAUAUGUAUGUAAUGAUUUUAUAUAUUCCGCAUCAAUAUAUUCAUGCCGGAUAUAUCCUCGGAUACUACGUUAAUAUAUAUAUAUAUAUAUAUAUAUAUAAUUUUUUUUAAUGGUUUUUUGUAUAUUGCUUAUGAAAAUGUCUCAGUUUCUGUGAA
Messenger RNA from Tarenaya hassleriana, 1059 nucleotides. Its product is annotated as transcription factor bHLH27-like. The coding region runs from base 142 to 879 and encodes 245 amino acids. Gene Ontology annotation, biological process: regulation of DNA-templated transcription. The record is from RefSeq and is a predicted model, not a curated record. Gene Ontology annotation, cellular component: nucleus. Lineage: Eukaryota; Viridiplantae; Streptophyta; Magnoliopsida; Brassicales; Cleomaceae. The transcript has 5 exons. Gene Ontology annotation, molecular function: DNA-binding transcription factor activity; protein dimerization activity; sequence-specific DNA binding.